CGCCUGGCUUCAAACACUGAGCAGCAAAGCUAAACGGAGCGGAGUGACAGCUUUUAACUUAUCUACAAGUAGAUUUAAGUUUGGAGAGGAAAGGAAUUGGCAGUGUCUCGCAGUGAUCCGUAUUCCUGGUUGUCAUGAGAAUAACAGACAAGUCUUAAGACUGAAGUCUACUCAAGCCGGUGUUGGAGAAGCAGAGAAGUGGAUUAUGGCGAAAAAGAACAGUCACAAAGAUACAUCAGGGGUGGAGUUCGACACACACUCCAAAAUGGUCAUGUCCCAAGGAGGAACAUUUGAAAGGAUGAAAGAAAAGAUCAAUGCAGUGAGAGCAGUUGUUCCUAACAAGAGCAAUAAUGAAAUUGCCCUUGUCCUGCAGCACUUUGAGAACAGUGUGGAUCGGGCUGUACAGGCCUUCGUCGAAGGCAGUGCAGUAGAGAUCCUAAAGGAAUGGAAUGUCACCGGUAAAAAGAAGCCUAAGAAGAAAAAGAAGCCCAAACCCCAGCCGGAAGCCCCGGUAGAUCCUGCCCCUUCUGAAUCCGUCUCGUCCCCAGAAACGGAGUGUGCAGGGGCUGUUAAUGGUUUCCAUGCCAACGGUUCAGCUGGUGCUGAUGGUGAGUCUCUGGACUCCUUGAGCGAACAGCUGGACUCUGCUUCGUUAGACGCAGCUGAGCUCGAGUUGGAACCUGUUACGACCACGCUCCCCAUCACAAGAGGAGAAGCAGAAUCUCAAAAAAGCUUGGCCCCAGCUCCAAGUCCAGCACCCCAGCAAAACACCAGACAGAAUCAACAUGGUUCACGAAGCAACAAAUCUCGCCCAAGACCUUCUACCAACUCUCAUAAUGCAUCUCUGGCUCCUCUUUUUCCUCUUGAUGAUGGCCAAGGUUCAUCCUCAGGCAAAAAGAUUGCACCUAACAUUGACCGCUCAGUGAAGGAUCUCCAGCGAUGUACUGCAUCUCUGACACGAUAUAGAGUGGUAGUGAAGGAGGAGAUGGAUUCCUCUAUCAAGAGGAUGAAACAGACCUUUGCUGAGCUCCAGAGCUGUCUUAUGGAUCGAGAGGUGGCUCUGAUGGCUGAGAUGGAUAAAGUCAAAGCAGAAGCCAUGGCUAUCCUGGAUAAGCGUCAGAAGCGAGCGGAGGAGUUGAGGAGACUCACUGACAAGUCCGCCUCCAUGUCUGAGGAGCAGCUAACAGAACUCCGUGCAGACAUCAAGCAUUUUGUGAGUGAGAGGAAGUAUGAUGAGGAUCUAGGAAAGGCUGUUAAAUUCACUCAUGACCUGGAACCUCUGAAAGCCAGUAUCAUGGGGUUCGGAUCAGUGUAUCAUCCGCAGACUGGCUACUCCAACCGCUCACGCUGUAGUUCCACUUCUUCUUCUGUCACGAGCUCUGUCACUGUAGAACCCCCUGCCCCACCUCAAGCUCAGCCUCAAGCUUCUGGAUACACAAGUCGCCCCAACGUCCCACACAAACAGGUGUUCCAGGGUAACAGACGUAUAUUUCAGGCUUAUCCGGGUCAGCGCCAUAACGGCAGCUCCUACUACGAUCGCAGUUCCAACCGCCCCAACUACCGCUAUUCCGGGGACCAGCGUCAACAAGGCGACCGUACCAAUGGCGACCCAUCCAACUCUCAGUUCUCAAACAGCAUGAAAGGCUCCGCCCACCCCUCUGUGUCUUCCUACCAGCAAGACCGCCCCGCCCAAAACGGGCUGCCUCAGCGGCAACCUAGGACUUCCCCAAAAAAACCCUGACACACCCGAAAUGCCCCGCACACUUCUCCUGAGUGAGUCCCUGGCCCUCUCUUAUCCUUUCUUUCUCCCACAAUAUCCUUCAUCCAUUUCCCUUGCCCACAGCCCUUUCUGAACUCCUGAAGCCCCAGUUCCCUGAUUGCUCAACUGUUCCAUAAACAUGAAGAAUAAAAAUCAAAGUUUACAUUGCUUCCCCCCACCCCCUCCCACAGUAGUAGUGCCACCUCUUCCUUUCCCCCAAUAUUCACUUGUCCCUUAGUCUUUUAUCCCUACCUUCCUUCAUGCAUUCCAUGUUCUACCAUGUUCUAGUUUUAAUUUUUUCUUAAAUUCUUAAAAAAAAAAAAAAAAAAAAGGGAAAAAAAUGAAAUGGCUGUUUCCGUUGUCAUUCUUCUCUCUUUAAGAAUUUUUUGUUUCAUUUUUUUCCUCAUUUGGGAGAGACCUACGAAUAUUUUGUUAUUUCAGUAAAGUCAAUAAGAGCUUUCACUGAUGAAUAUAUAUAUUUUUUUCAGAAUUUGUAAACAUGUAGUGCACUAUUCAUAUUUCUUAUUCAUUAUUUCUUUUAGCUUUAAAUUUUGUGUUACAUUUUGCAAUUGUUUGAUUUCUUUCUAUUAUUUUUUUAUAUAGUGCGCUAAUCAUACUUCAAGCUUUUGAGCUUUAAUAUAAAUUCUUUGUUCUUUAAAUAGAAUUUUUUUUUCUCUUUUUCUUUUAAUAAAUUUUUUUUUUUAAUUAAAAUCGAAAAGUAUGGUGUUUAGCUGAUGGGCUAUUAGAUUUUGACAUUGAUUCUAAAGUCAAUUGUUAAUCGCAGUGUUGAAGGGUAGAUAUGGUUGUAAAAAGUAGAAACACGACCAUUAGUCUCUGUAGAAAUUUAAAGAAGUGCUGCUGACUGAAUUAACGUACAGACUAUCCAUGGGGCUAAAUGUUCUGAUCGUAGUCGGUCAGCAUUAAGUUCCUACGACCUUAUGGCCAUGGUAAUUGCCUUUUUAUUUAUUGAUUUUUGCUCUUUUUGGCUUUGCCUGUGAGUGCAGCGUUUCACAGACUUGAUCACCAUUUCACCUCUACUUAAAGGCCACAGUGGUUAAAAGAGGUUAGAUCUGUGUGCCCUACUCAUUCUUCCACAGUAUGCAUGCGGUGCAUCCAAUACACCUGCCUUUGAUUACAGAACAACCUCACUUUCGUCUUUUUAUGAAGCGUCUGUGUGCUCGCAAAUACUUAACUAUGACUAGUCCUUUCACAAAUGCAUAUGCUGUAUUACUAUAAGUCUACACGUAUACCAAGUAAAGGAAUACUCAGCAGUUGUUGUUUUUUUUCCAGACUUUUUCCGAGUGCAUGUUGACCCCUUUGAAGGUGCUAAAACCGAAAUGUAGGACUUUGUCGCUCUUUAUCGCUCUUAUACGAUUGAUAUACCUCAUACGUCAGCCGUUAUAACUCCGAUAGUCCAUAGAGAAAACCAGGGUCAAGCUUUUUCAUUUGGAGUUAAGAAGUGCGUUAAAAUUAAUCUCUAUCCUGAGGAUGUGCCGUGCUGCUAUCUUUAGUCAAAGUCUAGUUUAAAAUGAGAAAUAAAUAAAAAAAACAACUAAAAAAUGGCCUAAUACCAAGUCCAAUUUCACUGCCUUAACAGUUCAACCUGAAACCUGUGUGACCGUCUCUUUUCACCAGGGGUUUUUGUAGAAUGACCUUUUUUUUUUUUCUUUCUCCAGUCUGUUUUGAAUACAUAAAGGGUUGAAACUGUUUUGAUUGGCUGAAUUUAUUUAUUUUUUGUUCCUGGUCUCUUAAUACAGUUACUGAGUGCUUGCAACAGUUAAUUGUUGACAUCUAGUCAAUCAUCUGUGUCACAAAUGACAAAACAGCACCACUGUUUUCUUCUGGAGUCUGCUGCACUUUCACCAAAAUACCGCUUAAAGAUGAACGAAGUGUCUUUGUCAUCACCUCUAACUUGGAAUCCACAUAAAACUAAGAUAUAGUUCACUUUGUUUGUGUGCAUGAUACUAAGGAUUUGUUGCUAUGGAGGAAGUCUGGAUAAUCGUUGUUCAACUUCAACCAUAAAUCCAGACGUUUCGUUUUUUUUGUUAAUUUUUUGCCAAAGAAAAUCUUUUUUUUCCCUUCUCUUUCUUUUUGUUUUAUUGAAUAUUUCUGUUUCUAAUUUUGUCUCUUCCUAAUGGGUCACCAAUUUCAGUUGAUUAUCGUCCAUUCUUUCCUUUCUUCCACAGUUGUAUCUGUACAUAUGUAUCUAUACAUUUUUUUUUGAGUCCCCGCAGUGGGACAUAUAUGUAUGUUGUAUUGUUAGGCCUAUGGUUUACAUGCAGUUGUAAAAAAUUCUAGUGUAGUUCAAUUCUUCCUGAUGUAUAGAAAACUAAAAAAUCCUGUCCCUUUCAUUUCUUUGGUUCCGAUUGAGACAACUGUAAACUCAAGUGCCUUCUGUAGUUAUUUGCCUACAUUGUCAUUUCCAUCCCAUCAUUUUCAAGUGUGGACCAAAGACAUCUUUAGCCCUUUUCAGAUUCCAGUCUCCACUGUACAGGAUCUCUCACCUCUCUGGCUACAGUACAAGCAGCACUUGAACGAAUCUCCUUCCCCUUUGUCACUGAUGGGCACACUUCUCAUUGAAUAAAAACAACUAAAAAUUGUCAAA
Clarias gariepinus (North African catfish) is the source of this 4364-nucleotide messenger RNA. It is a transcript of the gene spats2, whose product is annotated as spermatogenesis associated serine rich 2. Lineage: Eukaryota; Metazoa; Chordata; Actinopteri; Siluriformes; Clariidae. The coding region runs from base 206 to 1741 and encodes 511 amino acids. Gene Ontology annotation, cellular component: cytoplasm. Gene Ontology annotation, molecular function: protein binding. The transcript has 13 exons. The record is from RefSeq and is a predicted model, not a curated record.